CUUCUUCUUUUCCUCAAAUUUUAAUGAGCUUUGGACUAGAGAUGAAAGAAAGUAUCAUUGAGCACUGGAAAUCAGAGUACGUUACUUUCAAUGAUAUCAAGCAACGAAUUCAAGAGAAGAAAGCAUGGAACAAUGUUGAUGAACAACACUUCAAGCACAUCAUUUAUUCAGAAGCAGAUAAAGUUGAAUCUUUCAUCAAUCGAAUGCAGCGGGAAAUUGAAUCUCGAGUAGCUUAUUGCGAAAGAACUUUAUCUCGACAAACAAAAAAUGCAGCUAUUAUUUUGAAAGAUAUACUCAAUGAUAUACAAGACCUUUGUAGCUACACUCGAUAUAAUUUUAUCGCAUUAAAAGCCUUGAUUAAAGAACAUGAUAUGCAUACGCAUUACAAUGCUCAACAAUGGCUAUUGGAUAUCACUCGAUCAAAACAGCUUGACAAACAGCGGUUUGACAUUUUACUUACCAAAGUAUUUACAUUGUAUGACUUUUGUUUGGAAGAAAAGGCAUUGAAUGGACUAAAUCAAAGCAUCUCUGCAAAAUAUUGGGUGCAUUAUGAUAACAUCAAUGAAUUAAAAGCCAUUUUAUUGUUUCAUCUACCCUUACUCGAAUCUACGGAACCUGUCUCGAGUAUCUAUUUAGACAAUAGUGAGUUUGACUUGUAUCAGGCUCGUCUUCAGCGAGAUCCUGAUGCUGAAGCCCUUCGCUUUCGAUGGUACAACGCUAACGAUAUGCUUGUUGAACGAAAAACAACUCAUCAAGACGGCACCUUAACAAAAGACUCUUUUACGAUUGAUAUCCAUCAAAUGGGCGCCUUUGUUACUGGAAAACACAUCACAAAAGAAAAUCUUGCUGUUGCUUCUCGCAUUCAAACAUCUAUUUCUGAAAAUCAAUUGAAGCCAACACUACGUAUGAGUCAUCAUCGCAGCGUAUUCCAGUCUCCAGGAAACCAGUACUUUCAAAUGAUACUUGAUACGGACUUGUGUUAUACGCAGGAAGAUUCAAAAUCCAAUACUUGGUGUAAGCCCCUGAUCAAACCAAAGGAUGCCGAGGUUUACAAGUUUCCCUAUGCCAUUCUCGAAAUUAAAUUUUAUGGACAAGAUCCUCCUCACUGGCUAACUAGCCUGCUAGAAUCUCAAUUGGUACAUGAGGUGCCUUGCUUUUCCAAGUACUUGCAAGGAAUCGCUAGCCUCUGGAACACACAACUUCCUCUGCUGCCAUGGUGGACUAGCCAGCUGAAGCUUGAUAUACGUAACACCAAAAAACCUACAGGCGACUUUACAGCCUUAUCUCAAUCUAAACAUAUGAAGCCCUGGAUAGAUGGCAAAUGUCGUGUUGGAUACUUGGAGUCAAAACUUAAAGAGCUAUCUCUUUUGAAGAAAAGCAACCAAAAGAAAUCAAGUCUUACUCUAAGAUUAUCAGUCAAUAAUCCUUUUGAUGACCCUAUUUGGUCUAAUGCAUCUCCGAUCAUCAGUCGCCACACAACAGAUCAUAUUGAAACGGGUUCUACUGAACACUUGAUGGGAGAUAAACUUGUCUCCUCCUUACAACAUCCAUCCAAUGAAAAACCAGGGCAAGCUCAUGUUGACAAUGCUCAUUCUAACAAAGAUUUAGAAGAAGGAAUCAAAAAGAAAAAGAACAAAGAAAAAAGUGAGGCAACUACAGAGCCUAAGCUAUUUUUCGCCAAUGAGCGUACGUUUAUUCAAUGGCUCAAUUUUGCUGCUAUUCUCCUGACUGCAGCUCUGACGUUAAUGAACUUUGGUGAUACUAUCAACAAGAUCAUAGGUGGUGUGUUUUUCGGUAUUGCUUUUCUGUUUGCUUUUUAUUCUUUUGGUUUCUCUAGAUGGCGUGCAUAUCGUAUCAUUCAUAAACCGCAUUUGCGCUAUGAUGAUAUUUUUGGCCCAGUCUUUUUGUGUAUCCUUUUAGUAGGUGCUCUCAUACUCAAUUUUGCUUUGAGAUACAAUACUCCAAUUACAAACACUGGUUACCUUGGGACAAACAUUACAGCAACUGAUGCAAUGUAAACUUCUCCCCCUAUUUUUUUCUUCAUUGUUGUCUAUAUGAUUUUCUUCGUACAAUAAAAUUAUUUAAGCUCCUGAAGAUGAUUUACCGAAAAGCGAACCAUGGUUAAGCAAGAGAAAAUCAUGAUGAUGUGAGACGUGAAACCUUGCGGUGCUCAUUUUUCUUGUAUUACUUUUCUAGCGGCUGAGCAGAGAGAGAGAGAGAGAGAGAAAGCUUGGCCUGUCUAAGAAUAUUUUGGUUAUUUUUAACAUCAUUGGUAAAAUAGA
Molecule: messenger RNA, 2282 nt
Organism: Gilbertella persicaria
Lineage: Eukaryota; Fungi; Mucoromycota; Mucoromycetes; Mucorales; Choanephoraceae
Product: VTC domain-containing protein
Exons: 2
Coding region: 24-2018 (664 amino acids)
Source: RefSeq, a predicted model, not a curated record